AUCACUUGAGUGUGGUUUUUUUCAGAGUGGGGAGUGAGUUAACCUCUAACGAAGAGCUCUUCGAAGAGCUGAGCAGAUUACCAUUUGGUGCCAAUCAUCGUCGUCUUCAUUUAGCCGCUGCUGAAAGGUACGAAUUAUGAUCGGAAAUAGCAGCAAUGACAGAUUCAAAUCUGGAGUUUUUGAUUUGGCUGGGGACUAGGCUUUCUAUCGGAAUUUAGACUCAAUCACUUCAAAUUUCUGACAUUCGAGAAGUGUUAGGGUUCCAUAGUGAAGGCAAAUGUCAAAUCCGGCUUCGAUUGCCAAGCUGUUUAGACAUAUCAGCCAACAUUCAUUGAUUAGAAAGAGUACAUUUUCAUGCUCCUACAGAACAGUUGCUCGAUCUCCUCUAGUCUCCAGCCAAAGCCAUGCGAAUGCAGCUGUAUCUGCAAAUCCCAUGAUCAAUUAUCAAGAAUAUCCCAAGUUUUCAGGGAAAGACAGUGGAAGUGAGCAGAAACAACAGAUAGGACAACAUGUUUCAAGAAAGGAGAAGACCAGCUUUCUAUUACAGAUGCUGCGAGACCUCGAGGAUAGUAAAGAGGGCAUCUACAGUGCCUUGGACGCGUGGGUUGCAUGGGAACAGAACUUCCCAAUCGGCCCUCUAAAGCACAUUCUACUCACACUUGAGAAUGAGCAACAAUGGCAUAGAGUUAUCCAAGUUAUAAAGUGGAUGUUAAGCAAAGGUCAAGGCAACACAAGAAGUACUUACGGGCAGCUAAUUCGGGCAUUAGAUAUGGACCAUAGGGCAGACGAAGCGCGUGAAAUUUGGAGGAAAAAAAUUGGGUCAGACCUGCAUUCGGUGCCAUGGUCAUUGUGCAGUCUGAUGAUUUCGGUGUAUCAUCGAAACGAUAUGCUGGAGGAUCUUGUGAAGCUGUUCAAGGACUUGGAAGCGUUCGGGCGAAAACCACUAGAGAAGUCUAUAGUGCAGAGAGUGGCUGAUGCAUAUGAAGUGCUGGGCUUAGCCAAGCAUAAAGAGUGCUUAAUGUUGAAGUACAAGGAUCUCUUCAAUGAGACGCCGGAUGGGCGCCCCAAGAAAUUUAGGGGAUUUCAGACCAAGAGGAAAGGAGAAGCAAAGAAGGAAAGGUUGAGGAAAGGGUUUUCUUAUUGAAGCUAAUCCAUAACUCAUUAUAAAUUUCUUGGCACAAUAUAGAGUGUGUAUUGCU
Messenger RNA from Cuscuta campestris, 1199 nucleotides. The record is from the annotation of a GenBank genome assembly. Lineage: Eukaryota; Viridiplantae; Streptophyta; Magnoliopsida; Solanales; Convolvulaceae.